This is a messenger RNA of Oppiella nova, 795 nucleotides long. Lineage: Eukaryota; Metazoa; Arthropoda; Arachnida; Sarcoptiformes; Oppiidae. The record is from the annotation of a GenBank genome assembly.
AUUUUUGUAAAUCUAUUAUUUCUCUUUUCCAUUCAGACUAAUAGUAUUAAGUGAGUAAACAUUAUGUAACAUCACUUUUAUUUCAUUGUUUAUGAGUAUAUUGUUUUAUAUCAUUUUGUCGACGCAUUAUUUUAUUAAUAAUAAUAACUGUGUCGGACGACCACCAGUGCCAAUAUGGAACAGGAGGGCCCCAGAAUUAAAUUCAACAAAGAAUUCAGUGAAUUCAUUAAAGACAUUGAUUUGAGUGAGACCUUCUUGCAAUUGCUUGAAAAGCAUCCAUGUGCAUAUAUGCUACCAGAUAUUCAAAAUUUUGACACCGAUUCUGAGCGCAAAAUCAGAAUAUUCUCGGAGUUCACCCGUGAAAGGGAGCACUGCAAUGUGCUCGCUAAUAUGCUACAACAAUCGGGUCAGGUAUGCGCGGCCGACCAGUUGAGGACAUUCAACAAAUCCGAAACAGUCAUCGACUACACCGAUGAGGUAGAGCUGAGUGUCACACCGGCCAUCACAUUGAGGUCGGGAACUUCACGUUGCUAUACCAUGGACUCCAUCCCCAGGGGAAUGGCUCUCUUAUUCAUCACAGUCGACGAACUCAUGAAAGAGGGCAAGAGAUUUGAGUGCAUUUUCAAUCAGUUGUACUUCAAUGUGACCAUUCAUGUCAAUAAGACGUGUCAACAGAUAUCUGAAAUACUGGAUAAGGCAGUGGAUGCUGAACACAACGACACCUUUAUUAUGAUGUUUAUGGGCCACGGAUUUGAUGAGAAGAUCCAGGGGUGGGGCAGACAUGAAGGCGAUGAU